Messenger RNA from Vombatus ursinus (common wombat), 1581 nucleotides. Its product is annotated as olfactory receptor 9K2-like. Gene Ontology annotation, biological process: G protein-coupled receptor signaling pathway; sensory perception of smell. NCBI's taxonomy places the organism in Eukaryota, Metazoa, Chordata, Mammalia, Diprotodontia, Vombatidae. The record is from RefSeq and is a predicted model, not a curated record. Bases 10 to 1581 code for a protein of 523 amino acids. Gene Ontology annotation, cellular component: membrane. Gene Ontology annotation, molecular function: odorant binding; G protein-coupled receptor activity; olfactory receptor activity. The transcript has 4 exons.
GUCUCUUCAAUGAGUGAGAGGGGGAUAAACAACUAUUCAGAAGUGAAUGAAUUCAUUCUCAUAGGCUUCCAGGUCCGCCCAGAGCUCCAAAUCCUCCUUUUCUUCAUAUUUCUGCUUACCUAUAGCAUGGUCCUUCUGGGGAACAUUGGUAUGAUUGUCCUCAUCCUGACUGCUUCCCGGCUGAACACACCAAUGUAUUUCUUCCUAGGCAAUCUCUCUUUUAUUGAUCUUUCCUACUCUUCUGCUGUGGCACCCAAAGCCAUAGCCAACUUCUUAUCUGACAGUAAAACCAUCUCCUUUGCAGGCUGUGUGGCCCAGCUCUUCUUCUUUGCUCUCUUUAUUGUGACAGAGGGCUUUCUCUUGGCAGCUAUGGCCUAUGAUCGCUUCAUAGCCAUCUGUUCUCCACUCUUGUAUUCUGCCCAGAUGUCAAGACACCUCUGCAUCCGACUGGUGGCAGGAUGCUACUUUUGUGGCUGUAUCACGUCCAUCCUUCAAGUUAGCAUUACCUUCACUAUGUCCUUCUGUGCAUCUCAUGUUAUUGACCUUUUUUACUGUGAUGUCCGACCACUGCAGAAGAUCUCAUGUUCCAAUGUCUUUAUUAACAAGAUGUUAUCAUAUUCCUUGUCUGUCAUCAUCAUUUUGCCCAGCAUCAUAGUCAUCAUGGUGUCCUACAUCUAUAUUUUGUCUACUAUUCUGAAGAUUCAUUCCACUGAAGGACAAAUGAAAGCAUUUUCCACCUGUGGAUCCCACCUGAUGGUCGUGAGUUUACUCUAUGGGACAGUUUCUUUUAUGUACCUCACACCUGCCAGUAACCCAGAACUGGGUAAAGUGGCCUCUGUGUGUUACACCAUUGUCACUCCUAUGUUGAACCCUUUGAUUUAUUCUCUAAGAAACAAGGAUGUCAAAGAAGCUCUGAGAAGUAUGCUAUGGGGGAAAAAAGGGACUUUGGGGAGGCGGGUAGGUGGGCCUUCACUCCUGGUUUUCUUUGGGGGUCCUUGUGCCCUGUUUCAGGGUGUCUAUGCCCUGUGGGCCUUUGAGCCUGAUUUUCUUUGGGGUUCCCUGCACCCUGGUUUCAAGGUCUCAUUUUCUAGUACAUGCAGCUCGAAAUUCCCAGGAGGAUGGGAAUGGAGAGCUGGACUGCUUAAGGCUUAUCUGAUAAGUCUCAAAGGUAAAAGAGAUAAGGAACUACAGCUCUUCUCCAGCCGAGACUGGAAGGCUGCAGACCCGGCCACCCCGAGCCCCACCAGCAAGGGCACUAAGAUAGGGGCUGCCCUUCUGGAGCGGGGUAGGCCAAAGUCUUCGGUGGCCCCCUCCUCGGAAUACACAUACACCUGUGGGAACACCCUAACUAUCACACAGAUCUCAGCACAGCCAGCAGGCGGUAGUGACAUUGGGGUCGGAGGAAUUCAAGAAUGCAUGGACCGCAGUAAGGGUGUCAAGUAUGGAGGCCCCAGGGGCACCGGGUGUUUCCAGAGUCGCCAACCCUGGUGUAGCCGAGGGCUCAGCAGACGGAAUCAGGUCUAUCUUGGCCCGUGGGUUGAGGACAGGGUUGGGACCUAUGGGAAGGGGCUGAACGGGUAG